UGGUGUUUGAAGAUCUUACCGGACAAUAUUUAACGUAGCACGCUGUCAUAACUACAAAUCGAAAAGCUCUUUGUGGGAGCAAAGUUGUUAAUCCGAGGUAGUUUUUCACGUUUUUUUGUAAAUUAAUAUCUUAUGUUUCCGUGAUCACCCACCAGGCUUACAAAAAUGGAGGAGGAGGAUGAUUGUCCAGAGUUGGUGCCCAUUGACAGCCAGUCUGGUCCCCCAGCUCGGCAGAUCCCCGUCACCAUCAUCACCGGUUACCUGGGUGCUGGGAAAACCACACUGCUGAAUUAUAUCUUGACAGAACAACACAAUAAGCGGAUUGCUGUCAUUCUCAAUGAGUUUGGAGAAGGGAGCGCUCUUGAGAAGUCGCUGGCAGUGAGUCAAGCAGGGGAGCUGUAUGAGGAGUGGCUGGAGCUGAGAAAUGGUUGCCUUUGCUGCUCUGUCAAGGACAACGGGCUCAAAGCCAUUGAAAACCUGAUGGAGAAGAAAGGAAAGUUUGACUACAUUCUUUUGGAAACAACAGGACUUGCUGAUCCAGGAGCAGUGGCUUCCAUGUUUUGGGUCGACGCAGAGCUCGGCAGUGAUGUCUACUUAGACGGGAUUGUGACUGUCAUUGAUGCCAAAUAUGGGCUUCAGCAACUAAAAGAGGAAAAAGCAGAAGGACUUGUCAAUGAAGCAUCCAGACAGGUUGCUCUUGCUGACAUCACCAUUAUCAAUAAGACAGAUCUGGUGGAGGAGGAGGAACUGAACCGAGUUCGAGACACUGUCAGGUCUAUAAAUGGUCUUGUUAAGAUUUUAGAGACCCAGAGAUCAAGAGUGGAUCUCUGCGACGUUCUGGAUCUGCAUUCAUUCGACUGUCAGGACGGAACAAAACUCACUGAGAAGCUCCAGCUUGUGCAACCGACCAGACCACACCUGGACAAGCACAUCCUUUCCUGCAGGAUAAAGCGGAAUGCGAUCUCAGAGCCCUGCAUUACCCCGGGGCUUCAACACUUCAGUGAAAACUCCCGCCCUGCUGCACUUUUUGUGCUGCAAUCAAUUUGAUGCGUUUGAUGUUUUUGUGUUGGAUUACAAAUGGAGUCAAUCUGAGCUAAAAACAACCUAAGCACUGUAGCACCUUUGCUCUAGACUAACAAGAGCUCCCCGGCCACAUUAAACUUUUUUAGAUAAUUGUAACUUUGAAACCACAAAUUUCAGUCUCUACAGCAAGAUAUUGCAUUAUCUUUUCCCAGUGAGGAUGGUUUAUUUAACAUAAAACAGAAUAGAAAUGUAUGUAUUGUGCCACAAUGGGGAAAUUCUGCUGCAGCAAAGUGAUAGGUAAUCAAAGUAAGUAGGUUCACACAAAGAUAGAAGAUUAAAUAUGUAACAAGAAAAUAAAGAAUAAAAUGCUGCACAAUGAGGUCAAAAGUUCAACACAAAUAUUAUAUAGUUAUUAAAGAAUAGCGUAGUCCAAAUAUGCAACUGAGUAGGUUAACUUUUCAAAAAUAGUUGAGAAUGUGCAUGUAUUUUUGAGUUUUAAAAAACAAAAGAACUUUUACAAAAAGCGACUGUGCAACAGCAGAGAUAUGUGGACGCCAACAGAAAUGUCAAAGACCUGUACAGUAAUGCAUAGGGAAAAUAUGGAUAUGUUGAUAUAUUGUAUAUAAUCCCAAUAAAAUACAUAGAUUUUUUUUCUUGUAUUUUUGGAAAGUAUGCGGAAAGUUCAGAGGGAACAAAAUAUUUUUUUUGUAAGGCCCUCAAAAUGUUGCCAGCCAUCAUUUUUCUGGGCCUCUUUAAUAUUUUUUUCACAUAGCAGUACCACGAGAAAUGAUUCUCUGCUGCAGUUAGUUGUGCUUUAUACACAUAAACUUUUAUCACAGGAUGAGGAUAGACCGGGGUUAUUCGGGUGGGUAAAUAACACCAUUGUUUGUGUGUUUUCUCUCAAGUUCCUUUUCCCGCAUGAAGCUCCACUAUCCCUCAGACCCCCCUGACACACGACCACACCUCCACCACCGCUGCCUCCAUCACACCCCUCUUUUCAUGUAAAUGAGAAUGCCGCUUUCUCUGUUGUUAUACCAAAUGACAAGGAAGUGCGUAACCUCAGCACUAAAACCUAAACCUCCCCCGAAUAUCUGCAAGGUGUCCUUUUUAAUGUUGCGAGGGAGCAUCAAAGAGGGAGGGGCAGCGUGUGUGUGAGAAAGAUGCAAAGAGCGAGACACUGUCGCUCCAUUUCGGGUGCCAAAUGGGGCUGUGGGUUUUGACACGCUCACUGACAAAGUCCUCAGCCGGGGCGUAAAAAGUGCGUCUUUUGUUCAGAGCUCACCGUUAGUCUCACUAAACUGAAAACAUCUUUGUAAAUAAAUGUUUAGCUCCUGAAAAUAAGAAUCCCAAGUUAUGAAAGCAGCAGUGCUAUUCAACAAAUUCUGUAUCAAAUACAGACAGAGCUUUGCAUCUCAUAUGGAAGUAUAUACAGUUUUAUUGUCGUGGUUACUAUUUAUGUUUUUAAAAACAACAUAAACCUGCUUUUCAUCCACUCCAUGCCAUUUUGCAGGAUUUCUCUACCCAGUAAAUUUAAUAUCUUGUGGAUAUAAUAACUG
Gambusia affinis (western mosquitofish) is the source of this 2579-nucleotide messenger RNA. RefSeq names its product COBW domain containing (gene zng1a). The coding region runs from base 166 to 1047 and encodes 293 amino acids. The transcript has 13 exons. Gene Ontology annotation, cellular component: cytoplasm. Lineage: Eukaryota; Metazoa; Chordata; Actinopteri; Cyprinodontiformes; Poeciliidae. The record is from RefSeq and is a predicted model, not a curated record.